Saccostrea cuccullata (small rock oyster) is the source of this 2484-nucleotide messenger RNA. Its product is annotated as tripartite motif-containing protein 55-like. Gene Ontology annotation, biological process: proteasome-mediated ubiquitin-dependent protein catabolic process; protein polyubiquitination. Gene Ontology annotation, molecular function: ubiquitin protein ligase activity; zinc ion binding; protein binding. Lineage: Eukaryota; Metazoa; Mollusca; Bivalvia; Ostreida; Ostreidae. The transcript is spliced from 2 exons. The record is from RefSeq and is a predicted model, not a curated record. The coding region runs from base 117 to 1799 and encodes 560 amino acids.
GUGAUUUUGGUCUAGAGUCAGUUACUCAGCACUAGUAGAGAAUAAACUUAUAAAGUAUCGAGAACGGAUAUCAUUGCUGUUUACUUGCCUAGGGAAAGUAGGGGCAUUACUUGGACAUGGAUCCGACCAGGACCAGUGUCCAAAGACCAUGUGACCUGUGUAAGACCGGCGAGGCACUGAUGGGCUGUGAUACAUGUCUUGUCAACCUGUGUAAGGCCUGUGUGGGAGAACACAUGAUGUCUGGCAUAUCUAAACAACACAAAAUUGUGAGAUUCGCUGUGAGAAAAUCUCCGCUCUAUCCCUUUUGUGCAUCUCAUAUCAAAAAAAGAUAUGAAAUGUACUGUAAUGAAUGUGAUGACCCCGCCUGUAAUGCCUGCCUCAGGACUGAUCAACAUCUAGGUCAUGAAUUUUUACAAAUCUCACAUGUUCUCGACGAAAAAAAGAAAAAGAUUAUCAAAGAACAAACUGAAUUGAAAGAAACAAUUUACCCCAAGUACCAGAACAUUGCCUCUGAUGUACAGAACAAAAUGAGUCAGUUGGAAAAGGACCACGCAGAUCUUUCAACAGCCAUAACAAAACAUGGAGAGGACUGGCACAGAAAUAUUGAAAAGAUUGUCAAGAAACUGAAAAAUCAAGUUGACGAGAUAAAAAACAAACAGCGGCAAACUCUACAAAAUCAUAUGGAUGAAAUUAGCAAGACAAUAUCCGAAAUCAAGGAUGAAAUCAGUUCCAUGGAAAGAUUGAUCAAUUACAUGGACAUCACAAAGCUUAUUAAUGUCACAACUGAUAUAGAAGGAUAUAAAAAUCCUCUUCAAGUAGCUGAGCCAUCUUUACCAAAAUUGGCAUUGGGAAAAAUCAAAGAAGAAGAAUUCAACAAAAUGUUUGGAGGUUUAUCAUCAUGUUUAUCAGAAGAAGAUGGACUUGAUUGCAGUGUGAAGGCAGAAGAGAGAUCACCGGAAGAUGAUGCCUCCCUUCCAUUGAAACAAUUUCUUGAGGAACCGGAGAUUAUGUCCACUUUAGAGACGGAUUAUCACUUACUUUACAACGUGGCCUGCCUGAGUGAUGACGAAAUCUGGACAACUGGACAAGACAAAACCAUGAAACUCUACAGCAUAAGUCAGAGAUCACUACUCAAGUCAAUCGCAACUAAGUCCGAGUGCAGACCUUCUGACAUAACAGUGACAAAAAAUGGAGAUUUAAUUUAUGUCGAUACCAUGGAUGGCACUGUAAACAUUGUGAAGAAUGAGAAGAUACGAAAGUUGGUGAAACAAAAGAACUGGCGACCUGACGGUGCCUGCAGUACCUCCUCUGGUGACAUUUUAGUUAUCAUGAAUAACAAUGAUAACGAACGGACACAAGUUUUACGUUAUCAAGGUUCCACGAUGAAACAAAGCAUUGAAUUUGAUGAUGAAGGUAAAUCUCUUUAUUCCUCUGGUCCUGCAAAGAGAUUAAUAACAGAGAACAGGAACCUGGAUAUCUGUGUGUCAGACCAUAAAGCUAGAGCAGUAGUGGUGGUCAAUCAGGCCGGAAAACUGAGAUUCAGGUACACUGGACAUACUCCUGCUCCAAAGAACCAACCAUUCAGUCCACAAGGAAUCACCACAGACAGUCAGAGUCACAUCCUUACAGCUGAUUAUAUCAAUGACUGUGUCCACAUCAUAGACCAGGAUGGACAGUUCCUCCGAUUCAUAACCUUUGGAAUUUCUGAGCCCUUGGGACUGUGUACAGACACAAAUGACAAUCUGUUUGUUGCUGAAUAUAGAAGGAAGCAAAUGAAGAAAAUCAAAUAUCUGAUGUGAAACUAAAAAGAAAGACAUUACAGCACAUGAAGAAUACUGUGUGCUUCUUUAUGGUUCAUCUAUAAUCACAAUCAUAAAAAGUUUUCAGAAAUUAUGAUAUCCUUAUUGUGUGUUUAAGUUCAUUCCUAAAAUGCUUGUAAGUCGGAAUAGACCCUAAAAGUUUAUUGUCACCUACAUUUUGUGGGUCAGGGGCCAGUUGGUUUUUUUUAUUUCUUAGGCUACUUUGAGACUUGAUGCUCUGUUCAGACUUUUUAACAUUCAUGCAUAAAAUAGCCAAGAAAUAAAUGUUAAGUUUUAAUUGUAUAUAGCAAAGAAAAAUAAAGGAUCAAUACUAUUUUAUGCAAAAUAUAAUCAAUCUUUACUGGUUUCUCAUUGUUUAUUUCAAUUUUUUUUGGUUUAUUUUAAAAGUACAGAAAGUCUAGUUUUGUUGCACAAUAGAGUAAACAUGGAAACAUUUGAGAAACAGUCAUCUGGACGGAAUACUGAAAAAAACUUUUUAAUUUAAGCCAACGAAAAUCAUUGGUCAUAUCACUCGAAUCAAAUAAAUAACAUGUGGUAACAUUCACCCUUUUAAAAAAUUACAAAUUCAGUAUCUCAAUAUUUUAUCAUUGCACAUAUAAACAGUUCAUUUUUUGAAUGUUAAUAUUUUGCAUGGAAUAAAAGUUCAAUUUUACAAUUCACAAAA